Pseudogymnoascus verrucosus is the source of this 1755-nucleotide messenger RNA. RefSeq lists its product as uncharacterized. The transcript has a single exon. The record is from RefSeq and is a predicted model, not a curated record. Bases 1 to 1755 code for a protein of 584 amino acids. Lineage: Eukaryota; Fungi; Ascomycota; Leotiomycetes; Thelebolales; Thelebolaceae.
AUGAAGUUCCUCUCCCUUCUCGCAUUGCCUUUGGCAUUGGCCUUGCCCGUCGAGGAUAUGCCUCAGGGUCCCGCUCCUCCGAUGCUGGGUGCUCGUGUUGAACCUGCACCGGAGCUCCAGGCAAGAUAUGCAACCCCAACAGUCGUCAUCCCAUUUCCGCAGGCUACAAUCGUUGGCCUCGGAGGUGCAGAUGUUGAGCAAUUCCCUGGAAUCCCGUUCGCCAAACCUCCUGUCGGCGACUUGCGCUUGAAGUCCCCGCAACCUCUUACCGAACCCCUCGGAACUUACCAGGCAACGAAGAACCAGGCCGCCUGCCCACAGUUUUUCUUCUCAGACGCCCUCGAUGAUUCCAUCCCCACCUCAGUCAUCGGCCAAAUUCUCAACUCGCCCUUCGUCCAGAAGAUUACACAACAGAGCGAAGACUGCCUCUAUCUGAACGUGCACCGUCCAGCUGGCGUCGCCGCCAAUGCGAAACUCCCGGUGCUCUUUUGGAUGUUCGGUGGCGGCUUCGAGCUUGGCUGGAACACCAUGUACGAUGGAUCCCCAUGGGUCAAGUCCUCUAUUGAGCAGGGCAAGCCUAUGAUUUUCGUCACUGUCAACUACCGUAUCGGAGGAUUCGGAUUCCUGCCAGGUGCUGAGAUUCUUAAAGACGGAUCCUCUAAUCUCGGCCUGAAGGACCAGCGUUUGGGGCUCCAAUGGGUUGCCGACAACAUUGCUUCCUUUGGAGGUGACCCCGACAAGGUGACCAUCUGGGGUGAGUCUGCCGGCGCCAUCUCGGUUUUCGACCAGAUGGUCAUCAAUGAUGGUGACCACACCUACAAGGGAAAGCCCCUUUUCCGCGCUGGCAUUAUGAACUCUGGUUCAGUCGUCCCCGCCGAUCCCGUCGACUGCCCCAAGGGUCAGGUCGUCUACGACACUGUUGUUGAAGCUGCUGGCUGCAAGGGCAAGGCGGAUACCCUCGCCUGCCUCCGCAGUGUUCCAUACCAAACAUACCUCAAUGCAGCGAACUCUGUGCCGGGCUUACUGUCACACACUUCCGUGGCGCUAUCAUACCUUCCUCGCCCCGACGGCGUCUUCCUGACCCAGUCCCCUGAUGUCCUUGUUCUGAACGGCAAAUACGCGAAGGUCCCCUUCAUCGUCGGCGAUCAAGAAGACGAAGGCACUCUGUUCGCCCUGUUCACCAGCUACAUUAAGACCCCCGCGGACUUGGUUAAGCACCUUACGACGGUCUUCUUCCACCACUCCACCGCAGCUCAGAUGUCAGAGCUCGUCCAAACAUACCCCAUCGGCUUGCUAGACGGUUCCCCCUUCCGCACCGGUAUCUUCAACAACUGGUACCCCGAAUUUAAGCGCCUGGCCGCCAUCCUCGGUGACCUUACAUUCACACUCUCCCGCCGUGUCAUGCUCCUUGGUACUAGCACUAUCGCGCCUGAUGUGCCAUCGUGGUCUUAUCUAUCCAGCUACGACUACGGCACCCCGGUCAUGGGUACCUUCCAUGGCAGCGAUCUGAUCCAAGUCUUCUUCGGCAUCUACCCCAACUACGCCGCCGCAUCGUUCCGCGCCUACUACCUCUCCUUCGUGGCUACCAUGGACCCGAACAAUGGCACCGACCCCAAGUACCGCAAGUGGCCGCAGUGGAAGGACGGCAACCAGCUCCUGAACACUUACGCGACCUACAGUCAGCUCAUCAAGGAUGACUUCCGCAGCAAGACCUACGACUUCAUCGUUAAGAACAUCAAGAGCCUUUACAUCUAA